This is a messenger RNA of Amyelois transitella, 1770 nucleotides long. Its product is annotated as gastrula zinc finger protein XlCGF52.1-like. Bases 383 to 1756 code for a protein of 457 amino acids. The record is from RefSeq and is a predicted model, not a curated record. Lineage: Eukaryota; Metazoa; Arthropoda; Insecta; Lepidoptera; Pyralidae. Gene Ontology annotation, biological process: regulation of transcription by RNA polymerase II. Gene Ontology annotation, cellular component: nucleus. Gene Ontology annotation, molecular function: RNA polymerase II cis-regulatory region sequence-specific DNA binding; DNA-binding transcription activator activity, RNA polymerase II-specific; zinc ion binding. The transcript has 2 exons.
UUUUUGUUAUUUGAUACCGUAGACUGAGUAUUUCUUUAUCUACGUAUGAUACAGAGGAAAUUUAUUAAAAUUCUUAAUUAUCUAUAAAAAAAAUAGCUAAGUUGAUUAUAUAUGGGAUAGGCAUCCAAAAACUAAAUAGAGAUACUAUUUAUGGAAUUUAUGGAACUAAGUCAAAUCGUGUGAUUGCGUUGCUUACUUUGUACAAUGUAAUUGAACUACAAUGUGGUAUGAUUUAUCUAUCAGUGUUGACACAAAUGUUGCACAUAACAUGGACGUAUCAAAGAGAAUCACUACAUUACGUGUGAGGUGAGGUAUGCAAGUUGUGGUGCAGUGCUUGUUGUGUUCUUCGGUGUAACAUUUUAUCGUAAGACACGUUGAAAAAAUGUCAUUCAAUAUUAGUACAGAAUCUUAUGCUGUUUAUAUCAUUGAGAAAAAGAUGGAAAAUCUUUGCAGAAUAUGUCUUCAAGAACCAGUCUUUGGAGUAGAUCUGGCUUCUGAGGGUGAAGAUUCCAAAAAAGCUUUAGAGAAGAUUUAUCUCUGUUUUCAAAUUGUUCUUAAUUUUCAGAAGUAUUUGCCAAACAAGAUUUGUGAGAACUGCAUGCUAGAAUUAAAUAUGGCAAAUAGUUUUCGAUUGAAGUGUAUAUCAUUUGAAGAGAGAUUUGAAAUUAAAUUAAAGCAAGUGAGUACUAAUCAACAAUCUUAUAAUAACAUCAAUACUUUGCAAGAAAACGAAAAUAUAAUUGAAAUAAAGCUCACCGAGGAAACAAUAUCCUCUAACCAAAUUGAUGAAACAAAUGAUCCUGUGUCCCCUUACAUUAAUACUGAGUCUGAGUUUACGUCUGCUGACAAGUAUUUACUUGAAAAUGAAAUGGAAAAUACUUUCAAUUAUAAGUGUGAAAUAUGUGCCAAAAUCCUAAAAUCAAAAACAUCAUUGCUGAAGCACAAAACUUCAAUGCAUAAGAAAAGAAAACAUAUUGGAAAAGUAAUAGGCUUCGGAUCAGCUAGGCGAUAUCUUUGCACAAGUUGUUCUUAUUCCACACCACAUAGUCAAACACUAGUCAAUCACAUGAGAAGGCAUAAUGGAGAAAGACCAUACAAGUGUGAAUGUGGGAAAACUUUUACUCAGUCAUCUAGUCUUGCAGCCCAUCAGAAGACUCAUAGUAAUGCCACCUACUUCACAUGCUCUAUAUGUGGCAAACAAUUUAAGCAUGCAUUCACUUUGAAAAAUCAUCUACGAGUCCAUGAGAAUGGUACUUUAAUGUGUAAUAUUUGCCAAAAAGUGUUGAAAUCGAAACAAACGCUUAAAUACCAUAUGCAGAGACAUUUUAACAUUCGAAAUUACAAUUGUGAAGAUUGUGGGGAUGUCUUUGUCACAUCUUCAGAAUUAUUAAGUCAUAGGAAGAAACACAGUACAGAAAAGGCAGUGGAAUGUCACCUAUGUCAAUACAAAACUCGCACCAAAAAAAACCUGAUCAUUCAUUUGAAAAGACAUGCAGGAAUCAAAACAUUCAAAUGUAACAUUUGUGAAGUGACAUUCUGCACUGGGGGUGAACUACAAUGUCACCAGAGGGUGCAUUCACGUGAAAAGACUUUCUCUUGUCCAACAUGUGCCCAACAAUUUGCUCACAGCUCCAGCCUCAACAAACACAUGCGCACAGUCCAUGGCCUCUCCUACAAGUGGGGAGACUUCAAACGUAAAGAAAACGAAAAUAAAAAAAUACCUUACCAAUUUGAAAGCAAAUUAUUAUCAAAAUAAAACAUCCAACUUCA